Messenger RNA from Candidozyma haemuli, 2499 nucleotides. RefSeq names its product beta-glucosidase. Gene Ontology annotation, molecular function: beta-glucosidase activity. The coding region runs from base 1 to 2499 and encodes 832 amino acids. The transcript has a single exon. The record is from RefSeq and is a predicted model, not a curated record. Lineage: Eukaryota; Fungi; Ascomycota; Pichiomycetes; Serinales; Metschnikowiaceae. Gene Ontology annotation, biological process: glucan catabolic process.
AUGGCGUUCAAAAAAAUUGAUAUCGACUCGGUCCUCGACCAAUUGACCUUACAAGAGAAAAUCAGUCUUGUGAGCGGACGUGAUUCAUGGCACACUUUUCCCGUGCAUCGCCUUGGAAUACCAUCAUUAAGAAUUUCUGAUGGCCCCAAUGGAGUUAGAGGCACAAAAUUUUUUAAUUCGGUUCCUACAGCUUGUAUCCCCACUGGCACUGCUAUCGCAUGCUGCUGGAACACUGAGUUGAUGUACGAUAUUGGCAAAAUGAUGGGCGAACAGUGCCGUGCUAAGGGCUCCCACGUCCUUAUGGGCCCUAAUAUUAACAUGAUGCGGAAUCCGUUGUGUGGGCGGAGCUUUGAGUGCCUCGGAGAGGAUCCCAUUUUGUCGGGAUUAUUGGCUCUGGCUUAUUGCCAGGGCGUUCACAAAACGGACGUCAUGGUAUGUCCAAAGCACUUGGUCUGUAAUGACAAAGAGGACUUUCGUAUGACAAUGAACGUUCUGGUUUCUGAGAGAGCUCUUCGGGAAAUCUACUUGAUGCCAUUCAUGCUCGUCCAGAAACACGCCAAACCUGAAAUGUACAUGACAGCAUACAAUCGCUUGAACGGGUCCCACUGCAGUGAAAACGCCCAUCUUUUGAAAGACAUUGUAAGGGGGGAGUGGGGCUUCGAAGGGUGUUUUGUGUCAGACUGGUUCGGGACUGUUUCCUGUGCUGAUAGCAUCAAUGCCGGCUUGGAUCUUGAGAUGCCUGGUCCUUCUAUUUGGAGAGGUAAGCUUUUGGAAAUGUCUCUUUUCCAUGACACCGUGACUCAAAAGUCUUUGGACGAUGCGGUAAGAGGAGUUUUAUACUUGGUGAAUAAGGCUGCUGAGACUGGGAUACCAGAGGACGCUUUUGAAGGUAUGAAGGAUGACGAUAACACCACUAGAUUGGUGCUUCAAGCUGCCAGGGAGUCUAUUGUGUUAAUGAAAAAUACUAAAAAGGCUCUCCCUUUGCAAAAGAACAAGAAAGUCUUGGUCAUUGGGGAAGCUGCCAAGAAGGCCAACUUUGCUUCAGGAGGCUGCACCAACGUCAAACCUUAUCGCCAGAUUUCAUUGUACGAGUCGCUAGUGGAUCGCCUUGGAGACAAAAAUGUCAGCUGGUGUUUGGGCGCUUCGAACAGAAAACUGCUUCCUUCAUUUUCUCUUCUUGCUAAAAGCAGAGCAAUUUCUCCUAUUCAGUUUUGUGUCUAUGACGAUCCACGGUCUGUAACUGAUCGUAAACCCAUUACUGAAGAAAUGGUGGGCGAGAUUGAUGCUAUGCUUGGAGACUUUGAUCCUGCAAAGCUCAGGGACAUUGAUCAGUUGUAUGCUAAUUUUCAGGUGAUGAUAGCUGUUCCGGAAUCUGGUUCAUACAAGGUUAACUUGAAGGUUUCAGGUCUUGCCAGAGUCUAUAUUGAUGGCGCUUUGAAAAUGGUUAACGAUCUUGAACACAAAACUAGUGGAGCAUUUGGUUUAGAUGCACCUGAGAUUAUGGAGGAGAUACACCUUGAUGCUGGAAGAGACUAUGUUUUCGAAGUGGACUUUGAAAGCACCAUAGGUAAGUCUUCGUUUAUCACUGGUUACGGAUGCGUUACAUGUGGCAUUGAAAAGGCCAUUUCUCCAGAAGAAAGCAUCAAAGAGGCAGCCACAUUGGCAAAACAGUUUGACCAAGUCAUUGUCAUAACAGGGCUUAACAAGGACUACGAAUGUGAAGGUUUUGAUAGGAAGAACAUGGAUCUUCCUCCAUACCAGGAUAUGCUUAUCGAGUCUGUAUUGUCAGUCAAGCCUGAUGCGGUGGUGGUAAUUGAAAGCGGGACACCGGUUACACUUCCCUGGGUGGACAAUUGCAGUACGCUUUUGCACUCUGGAUAUAUUGGGGAGCAACUUGGCAACGCACUUACGGAUGUGCUCUUUGGAGAUUACAAUCCCAGUGCUAGGCUUUCAUAUACCUGGCCCAGACGAUAUGAAGACUCCUCUUCAUCCACAAGCUUUAUGGUCGAUAAAAGGUAUUCGUUAACGUAUCUUGACGAUAUUUAUAUGGGGUACCGCCAUUUUGAUCUUUGCAAGAUUGAGCCUCUUUUUGCGUUUGGCCAUGGGCUCUCUUACACAUCUUUCGAAUUUCGUGACCUUAAACUUGCAGUUGACGAGUCAAACAUUUCUGUUUCUUUGAAUGUCACUAAUACUGGCAAUACAGACGGUUCCACAGUUGUUCAGGUCUACGUUGCACCAAACAAAAGCUCGGUUCCAAGCCCUAUAAAGAGCUUGAAGGGUUUCCAGAAGGUUCACUGUGAAGCCGGAUCAAGUUGCAGUGUGAAAAUUGACGUAAACAAGAGAAUAGCCUGCUCUUACUACGAUACUAGUCUUUCUAAGUGGACUUUGGAAAAAGGCACUUUCGGUGUGUUGGUGGGCCCAUCAAGCGACAAACUUGAGCUUAAAAGUACUUUUGAGGUUGAAAAGACAGUGCAGUGGCUCUCACUUGAGGAAUUAUGA